Molecule: messenger RNA, 879 nt
Organism: Hyphopichia burtonii NRRL Y-1933
Lineage: Eukaryota; Fungi; Ascomycota; Pichiomycetes; Serinales; Debaryomycetaceae
Exons: 1
Coding region: 55-879 (274 amino acids)
Source: RefSeq, a predicted model, not a curated record
UGAAUAUCAGCAAGACAAUUCUAGCAAGAAUCAGGAGAAUCUUAGUCAGAGGGCAUGGGGCUUCAUUCAACUAAGGACAGCCAGCUCCAGUCAGCUAUUCAUACCAUAAUAAGUCAUUAUGAUUUAACGUCAAAGUCCAAGAAAUAUUCAAAUCUAACUCCAGCCAAUUCCCAAAGAAUAACGAAGUCGGUUCUUGGUAAUAAGUUGAAGAAGGCUUCGUUGUUAGAAUUGGUGGGCAAAAAGGAUUACUACACUCAAAAAGUGCAUAAACUAUUGAACGAAAGUAUUCAGGGACCUUCGAGAGAUUCAAGUAUUGAUUCUACUGAGCCAGGCUCUUCAGGAGAUUUAUCUACCCGAACAUCGCGUACGAAUACCAUACAAUCGGAUACUCGUCAGGGGACUUUAGACCCAAAGUAUAUAACGAACCGGUACCUUGCCGAAAAGUAUAUUCGUACCGUCGUUUUGACUGAUCAAUCAAAAGUGAAUGGAUUGAAGGAGUUAAUUGAAAAACAUCAUCAAUAUCAAAAGAAGAUGAAGCAGCAACGAGAAAUCAUUAUCGAGAAGUUUAAUUUUGAAAAAAAUCAGCUUUUAAGCAAAAGACAAAGCGGAUUAAGUAAAUUGAAUAGUACUAACGAGUUAAUUGAUGGGAAGAAGUUGGAAAAUCUUACGGCAUUACUAAAUGACGAGUUAAACAAAUUCAAUGACCUUAUGAUCUUUGAGUUAAAGAAAUUGAGUCAAGAUAGUGAAAAUUUGCUAUACAAUUAUCAGAUUCCCUUUUUCUGCAUAAAUGAGCAUUAUAAGUAUCCUGAUUUAAAUGAUGAUAAGGUUUACGUUUUAGAUUUACUUGGUGACUUAUUAGAUAGAAAGUCUACAACUUGA